CAGACCCCGGCCCGGCCGCCCCCUCCCCGGGCACGGCGGGGUCCCGGCCCGGCAGGGGCGGGGGGCGGGCGGGGAGGAGGUGGCCAGCCCGGCUCCGCCCCGCGGCUCCGCGCCGGGAGGGCGGCAGGAGGGAGCGGGUCGGGCCGGGAGGCUCCGGGACCGGGACCGGGACUGGGACCGAGCCCUGCUCGGCGGCGGCGGCGACGGCGGUGCCACAUCCCGGCGGGCCCGGGCGGCAUGCCCAUGGCGCUCUUCACAAGAACGAGCAGUCAUCCUAACACCACUGACCUCAUUCCCUGUGCGGCAGACAACACUACAGAGCCUGAGCUGCCACACUCACAUGCCUACUACGCGCUCUGCUACUGCAUCUUGAUUUUGGCCAUCAUCUUUGGGAACGUGCUGGUCUGCUUAGCCGUCCUGAGGGAACGCACCUUGCAAACCACGACAAACUACCUUGUGGUGAGCCUGGCGGUGGCGGACUUGCUGGUGGCUACUUUGGUGAUGCCAUGGGUGGUGUACCUGGAGGUGACCGGAGGAGUCUGGACUUUCAGCCGCAUCUGUUGCGAUAUCUUCGUCACCAUGGACGUAAUGAUGUGCACAGCCAGCAUUUUAAACCUCUGCGCUAUCAGCAUUGACAGAUACACUGCAGUGGUGAAACCAGUUCAGUACCAGUACAGCACUGGGCAGAGCUCCUGCAGGAGGGUCUCUCUCAUGAUCGUGAUAGUCUGGAUGCUGGCGUUCGCAGUGUCAUGCCCUCUCCUCUUUGGCUUCAAUACUACAGGGGAUCCCAGUGUUUGUUCCAUAUCCAACCCUAGUUUCAUCAUCUACUCCUCUUUGGUGUCCUUCUACCUCCCCUUCAUGGUGACCCUGCUGCUCUAUGUCCGGAUUUACCUCGUGCUAAGACAAAGACAAAAGAAGCGAACCCUCACCCGGCAGGGCAGCCACAGCGCCAGCACCAAACCGUGUUACGCACAUGAAGAACACAUGGAGAGAAAAACUUUGCCAAACAGAUGCCAAGGCACCUUUUCCCCCUGUCUCCCGCUCAAAUGCUCAGGCCAGGAGAUGUCUACCAAAAGGAAGUUGCUGACUGUCUUCAGCCUGCAGCGGUACCGCAGCUUCUGCCACGAGGCAUCCCUCACCAAGACACCAGGGACUACGCAACACAGCAGGCUGGAAGACAGGAGAAAGAGUAUGAAGCCAGGGCUGGAGGUACGGAGGCUCAGCGAUGGCAAAACCAUCAGCUCUUUGAAGCUAGCACACCAGCAGCCCCGGCUGAUCCAGCUUCGGGAGAGGAAGGCUACGCAGAUGCUAGCUAUUGUCCUGGGGGCAUUCAUAGUCUGCUGGCUGCCCUUCUUCUUGAUUCACAUCCUCAACGCCCACUGCCCAUCCUGCCACGUGCCCCCAGGGCUUUACAGUGCCAGCACCUGGCUUGGCUACGUCAACAGCGCCCUCAACCCCAUCAUCUACACAACCUUCAACACCGACUUCCGCAAAGCCUUCCUCAAGAUCCUCUGCUGCUGACUGUGGGGCCGGCAUGGGGCUGCACCGACUGCGGUUUGCAGCAGCCUCCUGGACAAGGUGUGGGGCCCUUCCCUCCCUCUGCUUUACAGGCUGCGGGGGUUGAUGCGCUGCCCUCAGCUGUGAGCGGUGGUGGUCGGCGAGACGUGGUCAUUGCCGACAGCCAGGCACCCUCUGCACCAGAGGGAAGAGCAGGAAUGCGCCCCACCUGCAUGGCUGGCUUUCCACACUGAGCCUCAACGCUCCUGCUUGAGAAGUAGAAGUGCUCCUCCAAGGAAAGGCUGAGAGACCUGGGUCUGUUUAGCCUGGAGAAGAGAAGGCUGCGAGGGAAUCUCAUCAAUGCUUAUAAAUAUCUAAAGGGAGGGUGUCAAGAGGAUGGGACCAGGCUCUUUUCAGUGGUGCCCACUGACAGGACAAGGGGCAACAGGCACAAACUGGAACACAGGAAAUCCCAUCUCAACAUGAGGAAAAACUUCUUUACUUUGAGACCACUGGAACAGGCUGCCCAGAGAGGUGGUGGAGUCUCCUUCUCUGGAGACAUUCAAAACGCAGCCGGAUGCCUUCCUGUCCGACCUGCUCUAGGUGAACCUGCUUUGGCAGGGGAGUUGGACUAGAUGAUCUCUGAAGGUCCCUUCCAACCCCUACCAUUCUGUGAUUCCUGCUUCGGGGGAGGGAGGGGAAGAAGACACCGAGACAAACCAGUGAGUCCCUCAGCACUGGGCACAGCGGUGCUGAGAGGCAGAGCUGGGAUUGCAGUGGAAGAUCAGGCACGACUCCUGGGAGCUGGGAGCUUGCAGAGCACACUGGACCCAAGCAGACAGCAUCUCUCAUCUCCGCCGCCUGCGUGCUGGGAAGGCAUUUGCCCUUCCACUGCUGGAGCCUCCGCCUGCAGAAGGCACCCAGCUCACGCACAGCAGUCCUAGUAAUAGGGCAGACAUGACCUCUUGGAUAAGGGUCCUGAUCCCUUCAAUCUGGAGCCAAGAGCAAAAAUUUGGCAAGGAAAUUUAGAAGGGGAACGUUGAUGGAGAAACGACAAUGUCCUUGUUGUCUCCAUCAAGAGGUUUGCCCAUAAAACUGGGUCAGACUGAGUGCUUGAGACAACUUCCCCAAAUGCAAAUGAAUCCUUCCCCCAUGCUGCCAUCUUGUAUUUUGUUGUUCCUUGCAAGAUAGAGAGGCAGCUACCAUCCCUCUUGUAGGUCAGCUCGUAUGAGAAGUGCAUCACUAUCACAGCGUCCCCUCUCUUUCUAACCCAAGGAGCAGUGGUAGAUUGUCCUCUACUUAACUACCACACACCCGGUCAUCUACUGGGGUUGUUAAAUAAUGAACAAAGCCCAGGAUAGCUCCAGUCAUGCUUGCAAUAGGUUCAAACUUGCUUUUUUCAGCUGGGGCAGCUUGCAUGCACUCUGUUUCAAAACUUGUUGGACUCUUUGGACAAAACUCUUUGGAACCAAUCUCCAUUCGUGCUCCUCUUCUCAUCAGGAGCACUCCUAGAACAAGGGUUUGUCCUGUCUGACUGUUGCAGUAAAUCCUGUUACAGCCCAUGCCUGGGGAAGAGGCAUCCCCCAGAUAACAUCCUGGGGGGCAUUUCAGUAACAUCCCUGCCAGUAAGGAAGGACAUGCGCCUCAGGAUCAGACAUGGGAGUCUCCCUGGUUGCCCUUGCCGGUAGACCUGUCAGCACACGGGGCAUCCAUACAUCCCAGCUUCCAGGAGCUGGCCAAAUACAGCCUUCCCACUGCCUCCUUUCCCAGCAGUAUUCCACAAAGCCACCUCCAGUAAUUCCUGGGUGCAAACACCAGACGAGGCCUGCUGUACCAUGUAAGCUGGUCUCAUAUCAGGGCAGUCUAAUGCUCUUCUCCUUGUAUAGACAAACCUGACCUGGGACAGCCUCAACGGGUUUCUCUCACUUUCCCCCAUCACUGCAGAGGAUCCGAGGCCCCAGCUCUCACCCCCCGGGCCGGGCUUAGCCGUGCCGCUACCUGUGCGCAUUUGACAGCUUUGGGUGUAACUGUGUGCGCUGUCUCUGCUCUCGCCCACGCCACAGCUCCUCCAUCCGGGAAGAGCUUCCUCUCUUUCCGAAUACAAAGCCAAAAACAUUGUCCUCCGCCUCUGGAGCCCAUAGCAGAGCUCUAGCUUCUUCUUUUGUUCGUUUGGGUUUUGGGAGGAGAUGGACAGCAUGUAUUGUUCACCUGGGGAAGUGCCCUCCAUACUGCAUUGUAACGGCAUUAAUACAAUAAAACACAGAUGUA
This is a messenger RNA of Chroicocephalus ridibundus (black-headed gull), 3765 nucleotides long. RefSeq names its product dopamine receptor D3 (gene DRD3). Gene Ontology annotation, biological process: negative regulation of adenylate cyclase activity; negative regulation of synaptic transmission, glutamatergic; phospholipase C-activating dopamine receptor signaling pathway. The record is from RefSeq and is a predicted model, not a curated record. The transcript is spliced from 7 exons. Gene Ontology annotation, molecular function: G protein-coupled receptor activity; dopamine neurotransmitter receptor activity, coupled via Gi/Go. Gene Ontology annotation, cellular component: plasma membrane. The coding region runs from base 238 to 1521 and encodes 427 amino acids. NCBI's taxonomy places the organism in Eukaryota, Metazoa, Chordata, Aves, Charadriiformes, Laridae.